AUGUCUGGGGGCUCAAAGAGUGAUGACUCUGUAACAGCUAAUGGGAGGGUUUACAUUCCUGAAGUAAGAAAUGAGGAAACACCAGCAGUUGGGAUGAAGUUCGACUCGCUUGACCUCGUUUAUAAUUUCUAUAAUAGAUAUGCAUUCUUGGCUGGCUUUGGUGCAUACCGGAAUGAUGAAACUCGGGAGAGAAAAAGACAGCGGGGAAUAAGUAGAUGCAAUUGCAAAGCUAAGAUUGUGGUUGUGAAGACACAUGGGAGCAAGAAGUAUACCAUCUCUCUUUUUGCAGAGGGACACAAUCAUAAGAUGACACCCUCAGGAAGAAUGCAUUUACUGAGAUCACACCGUCGUAUUUCAGAUUCUACAAAAGUACUCACAAAACAGUUGGGUUCGGUUAAUAUUCCCAUUAAUCAGAAGGAUAUCUACAAUAUUGAAUGUAGUGUGAAUGGGAAGCUGAGGAACCACGAUGUUGAACUAGUGAUCGAGAAUUUUAUGGCUAAACAGAAAAAAAUGAGGCUUUUUAUUUCAAGAUUGAGGGAGAUGGCGAUAACAGAUGCAACUUCUAAACAGGCGUACGGGUUUUAUGGGGAUGUUGUUGUAUUCGAUACCACAUUCAACACGAAUAGAUACGACUUGACAUUUGCACCAAUGUUGGGAGUUAAUAACCAUGGUCAAACAAUUGUCCUAGCAUGCACAUUUUUGAGCAAGGAAACGACUGAGCCGUUUAUUUGGAUGUUUGAGGAGUUUAAGAAAGCCAUGCCAGGUGGCGAACCUAAAACGAUCAUUACAGAUCAAGAUGCGGCAAUGAGCAGAGCGAUUUCAAUAGCCUUCCCGACUACAUUUCAUCGACUUUGCAUAUGGCACAUCACAUCAAAGUUCUCUACUAAGUUACCACAUUCUGCUUAUAAGGAGUAUUGGCGUGAAUUCUAG
This is a messenger RNA of Prunus armeniaca (apricot), 930 nucleotides long. NCBI's taxonomy places the organism in Eukaryota, Viridiplantae, Streptophyta, Magnoliopsida, Rosales, Rosaceae. The record is from the annotation of a GenBank genome assembly.